Molecule: messenger RNA, 865 nt
Organism: Toxorhynchites rutilus septentrionalis
Lineage: Eukaryota; Metazoa; Arthropoda; Insecta; Diptera; Culicidae
Gene: Alg13
Product: UDP-N-acetylglucosamine transferase subunit ALG13 homolog
Exons: 2
Coding region: 160-672 (170 amino acids)
Biological process (GO): dolichol-linked oligosaccharide biosynthetic process
Molecular function (GO): hexosyltransferase activity
Source: RefSeq, a predicted model, not a curated record
UGCUUGUACACGAUAUCGAUAGUAAAGCCGUCAUCAUCACGCAAUAUUUCACCUUAUUUCAGUGGUCGCCGUGAUUCCGCUGUCAAAAUAAUGAAUUUAUUAUUAUCAGUUUGACUUUACAUUACCAUUUACAGUUGAAACAGAACGCAAGUUCAUAACAUGAAGCAGCCAAGGUACGAAAAUGUCUUUGUAACUGUCGGGACCACUAAGUUCGAGGAACUGAUCGACAAGGUAACGGAACCGUCUGUCGUCAAUGAACUGCGUCGGAUGGGUUGCCGUACGUUAAACCUCCAAAUAGGACGUGGCAAAGAUCCAACCAUCGCGAAAGAAUUGUUUGCCAAUGAUAUCGAAGUUAAAUUUUUCGAUUUGAAGAGCAGUAUAGCUGAUGACAUCCGGCAGGCAGAUUUGGUGAUAAGUCAUGCUGGUGCUGGAAGCUGUAUAGAAGUUUUGUCCGCUGAGAAACCGCUGGUGGUGGUGAUAAAUGAGAAUUUAAUGGACAAUCAUCAGACCGAACUCGCCGAACAGCUGUCCAAAGAGGGUUACUUGGAAUGCUGUACACUGUCAACAUUGAGCCAGGCUCUGGCGAGUAGCAAUCUUGGACAGUUGAAGAAAUUUCCCCCUGGAUCAGUGGCUGAUUUUGUAAAUUUUCUGGAUGUAUUUAUGGGGGUUUAACAGGCAAAAAGAACUGACGAAACAUAUUAUGGAUAGUAAUAUAAUGACAAAUAUAAUUAUUUAUAGAAAGGAACAUAGUUCCGAAACAAGAGAAAUUUUGGAUUAAAAUUAAGACGUGUUCAACAUGCUAGCACAUUCCACUCCAUUGUAAAAAAAAAAAUACGAUUAUUAUUAUAAAACAUUGUGUAAUGCA